Coturnix japonica (Japanese quail) is the source of this 3289-nucleotide messenger RNA. It is a transcript of the gene RNF2, whose product is annotated as ring finger protein 2. Gene Ontology annotation, molecular function: ubiquitin protein ligase activity; chromatin binding. Lineage: Eukaryota; Metazoa; Chordata; Aves; Galliformes; Phasianidae. Gene Ontology annotation, cellular component: PcG protein complex; ubiquitin ligase complex. The record is from RefSeq and is a predicted model, not a curated record.
CUGCGGCUCGGGAGGUGGAGAUAGCGGAGCUCCGCCGGGCGAGGAUGGCAACGAGCGGCCCCACGCCGGCAUCUCCGAUCGCGCUCCCCCUGCUCAGCCCCGGCCAUGAAUAUGUAACUCCCCUCUUUUUCCCGAGCUCCAUUGCGGAACUGCCGCUCGCCAUAUUGUGCUAGCGGGACUGCGGCUUCUCCGCCGGUGGAAGGGGACGGCGGCGGUCCGAGGUGGGAGGCCGGCAGCGCCAUGUCUCAAGCUGUGCAGACCAAUGGGACACAGCCCUUAAGCAAGACCUGGGAACUCAGCUUGUACGAGUUGCAAAGAACACCUCAGGAAGCGAUCACCGAUGGCUUGGAAAUCGUGGUGUCACCCAGGAGCCUGCACAGUGAACUCAUGUGUCCCAUUUGUUUGGAUAUGUUAAAAAAUACCAUGACGACAAAAGAGUGUUUGCAUCGUUUCUGUGCUGACUGUAUCAUUACAGCCCUCAGGAGCGGCAACAAAGAAUGUCCCACGUGUCGUAAAAAGCUGGUGUCAAAAAGAUCGCUGCGACCUGAUCCCAAUUUUGAUGCUCUCAUCAGUAAGAUUUAUCCAAGCCGUGAUGAAUAUGAAGCGCAUCAGGAGAGAGUGCUGGCAAGAAUCAGUAAACACAAUAACCAGCAGGCUUUAAGUCAUAGCAUUGAGGAAGGGCUAAAGAUUCAGGCUAUGAACAGGUUACAGAGGGGCAAGAAACAACAGAUUGAGAAUGGCAGUGGAGCAGAAGAUAAUGGUGACAGUUCACACUGCAGCAAUGCCUCGACCCACAGCAAUCAGGAAGCAGGGCCUAGUAAUAAGAGGACCAAAACAUCAGAUGAUUCUGGCCUAGAACUGGACAACAGCAACGCAGCUGUGGCCAUAGACCCAGUGCUGGAUGGUGCCAGUGAAAUAGAAUUAGUCUUCAGGCCUCAUCCUACCCUCAUGGAGAAUGAUGACAGUGCACAGACGAGAUACAUCAAGACCUCAGGCAACGCCACUGUUGAUCACUUGUCCAAGUACCUUGCUGUGAGAUUAGCUCUGGAAGAGCUUCGGAGCAGAGGCGAAUCGAACCAGAUGAAUCUUGACACGGCCAGUGAGAAGCAGUAUACUAUUUACAUAGCUACUGCCAAUGGACAGUUCACUGUGUUAAAUGGGUCAUUCUCCUUGGAACUGGUCAGUGAGAAGUACUGGAAAGUGAACAAACCCAUGGAACUGUACUAUGCACCAACAAAGGAACAUAAAUAAGCUGUGCUGGAAAACUGAGAUGGGACUCUCUUUUUAUAGCUAUGAUUUCUUCAAUAUUAAAAGAAGGCACUGUCAUUAUCUUUAUGGACAAUACAUAUGUGAUGCCUUUGGGCUUUCUCAUUAUACUUAUUAAUAUGAUUAGACAUUAUUCUUGAUUGUAUUUAAUUUAGAGUUUUUUUUGUUGUUGUUUUUCCUUUAGUGCUUGACACUCUUUUUUUGUUCUCAGUGUGUGAUAACUGAAUGAGUGUUCCAGUUUGGAAUGUCUUAAUUUUAUCCAGGUAAAUCUGGAUUUCUAAUACAUUUGACACGGUUAUAGUAGCCUCUGUGAAGUACUGAGCAUUGGAUGGCUAAGUAAGUCUAUUCAAUAGUAACAUAUGCCAAGGAAUGUGUUGAAUGUUGUAAUUUGCUAAUGGUUAUCCAUAUAAAAGAUGGUAGAGAAUUGAUUUCUGAUUAUCUUGCACCUAGAGGAGAUCUCAUUCCCUAGGAAAGAUGUAUUAUUCAAUUUUUAUUUUAUUUUAUUUUUAUUUUAACAAAUAUAGCUAUUAGUGAGAAAACUGACACUUUAAAAACCUUGCUACUUACUGAGCUUUGGUGCAAGGUGAUUCCUGAGGUUGGUUUGCUUUUUAACAAAGGUUUCCAUCAAAACAAAACCAAACAAACCCCAAACCCUCCCCUGUGUAGAAAUCUUGGUUCAUGCUGUGAUUUUCCAUCCGACUCCUGUUGCAGUAGUAAUCCUGUCCUCACAAACUUAGUCAAAAUCUUAUGGAAGUUUUACAGCCCACUCUGUUCCAUAUAAUAACAGAUUUUCAUUAAGAAUGUAUCAGAACUUGCUGUAAAGAAUCAUCUUAAAUGUCUUUUGAAAGCAAAUCCCUUAAAUUCCAGCACUCUGACACAGUGCAAAUUGAGAUGUUUUGCUCUACAGAAUUCUUACCGCCCAGCUGUGAGCUUAGCUCAGCUUCAGUUUGAGUAGGGAGGACUUCAACCAUAAGUUACGCUAAGAUUACUUCUUGUUUUUGUUUGGCAUAGCUUUAACAAAUGUGGCAUAGCACUUUGGAACAAAAUUUUAGUACUUGACAAAGUUUACCACUUAGUGUCUUAAAUUUAGGUUCAAGUUUUAGAACUUGGCAGUAGGCUGUUGUGUGAAGGCCAGUAGCUGCUGUUCAUGUGCAUGUUAAACUUCUCUUCCCUGGCACUGGACAUUGUGGUCAUGUCAUGGGGGUUGCUUUGCCUUUAGCAUUUUGUCUGACUGGAAAUGCGUUAUGAGAGAUUGACUGUACUGUAAGACUUCCUGAGGAAGCCUCAACACAUUUGCACCUGAAGCUAGAAGCAAAAAAAGUUUGCUCUAAUAGAUGAGAAACAACAUCCUCAUCCAUUCCUGGCAUGGCUGCUGUGUCCCUGCCUGCGGUCAGAAUGAAGAUGUGACAUGUGGUACAUUCACUUUUGGCUGCUUGGGGACUCUCCUGGGAGGGAAGGACCCUUUUAUUGCUUCAGUUUGUCGAGACUCAGUCUUGUAAAUAUGUGUCCGUUCUGACUGCUGCUUCAGAUCAGCAUUAUCCCUACAUGAAAACUACACAAGUCUUCUUUGAGUAAUUAUUGGCUCUUGGAAGCACACAUUUCUUUGUGACUGUAGAAUAGAAGUAUUUGGGCCCUGGGAGGCUGGGGGAAUAAAUUUAAUUAAAUAACUUAAUCAUUACCUUCUGUUGAAGUGUUGCAUCAUACAGAGAAUUAGUGCAUGUCUGCUGAAUAUAAUCCAGAGGGGCUGGGCAUAUUGUGAGGAGGUUCUAUAUCAGUUGCAGUACACCAUCCCGGGGUGACAGCAAAGUUAACAUGCAGUCUCUUGAGCAGGAGAGCUGUCAGUGGAGCUGAGCAGUCUGUUUAGGAAUAAUCUGUCACUUUGAGCCCAGUUCUUUAGAUCGUGUGGGAGAAUGUGAAGCUUUUAUUUUCCUGUUCAUGUUGUAGUGAAUUGACAAAAUAUUUAUGUUGUCUAAAUAUUCUAUAUAACGUCGUUGUUUGAUUAAAACCAUUGAUUGCACUGUGA